This is a messenger RNA of Penicillium malachiteum, 717 nucleotides long. RefSeq names its product complex I NDUFA5 subunit family protein. The record is from RefSeq and is a predicted model, not a curated record. The transcript has 3 exons. Lineage: Eukaryota; Fungi; Ascomycota; Eurotiomycetes; Eurotiales; Aspergillaceae. The coding region runs from base 1 to 717 and encodes 238 amino acids. Gene Ontology annotation, biological process: respiratory electron transport chain.
AUGAGGUCUACACUUCGAUUGUUGGCCAAUGUCAAGCCCCGGUACCUGGAGCCUUUUGCUCCUACCGGAUUGACCGGUCUCAUCACCCACCCGAGUCCCCGCCCGACUUUGAUCUUCCUUUACACCAACACCCUGCAAAAGCUGCAGUCCUUCCCCGAAUCAUCCGCCUACCGCAAGUCCGUCGAGGCAUUGACCCGCCACCGUCUCCAGAUUGUUGAGUCACAGAAGCCUCCCGGCUUUGAUGCGUGGUUAGAGCGCGCGAAGAAGACCGUUGGCGCUGAGCCCGAACGAUUCGCUCAACUUCAGCUUAAGAACGGCGCGUUCGCCUACGCCGCUUCGCAGGAGCGGGACUUCAGCGAUAACGCCCGCGGUGAGGAGUGGGAUGGUGAGACUCUGUCUGCUACCACUGAGGGUCCUACCCGUACCGCGGAAGAGGAAGCCGAGUGGGUUAAGAUUAUUGAGGAGGGUAGCGAGUCAGCCAACAACCACUCUGACUUCCACGAGGUGGCCAUGAAAUGGGAGAAUGAACCCGCUCUGGAAGCUUCGCAAGUUGCCGAGAUUGAGCAGCAGAUUGGUGCAGGCCUGAUCGAAGAGAUUAUUCAGGUUGCAGAGGCUGAGUCGAAGCUGGUUGAUGAGCUUCACAAGGCGCAAGUGUGGGAGGAACUGGAAGAGAAGCCCGCUCCUGGUCAGUGGACCUACUUCGAGCGCGGCAAUUAA